Phragmites australis (common reed) is the source of this 2031-nucleotide messenger RNA. Its product is annotated as LEC14B homolog. Bases 253 to 1674 code for a protein of 473 amino acids. Gene Ontology annotation, cellular component: Cul4-RING E3 ubiquitin ligase complex. The record is from RefSeq and is a predicted model, not a curated record. NCBI's taxonomy places the organism in Eukaryota, Viridiplantae, Streptophyta, Magnoliopsida, Poales, Poaceae. Gene Ontology annotation, molecular function: protein binding. The transcript is spliced from 11 exons. Gene Ontology annotation, biological process: proteasome-mediated ubiquitin-dependent protein catabolic process.
GGAGCGACACCAUUUCCAACCCACUGUCCCUCUUCUCUUCCCCGCCUCCUUUCUCACUUCCAAGGAGACGCGGCCAAAACCCCUCCGGCCAAAACUGAAUCCAGUCCACCGGGAUUAGAAAACCCCGUGUGCCUGCUUCAAGAACACCGCUUAAUCUUGUCUUCGUUUCCAACAAUUGAUGCAGGAUUCUGUAGUAUUUACCUGAAUUUAUCUGUUCUCUGGAUCCUUGUUGUUACAAAGAGUAACUGCAGAAUGCGAGGAUUACGGCGAAGUGCUCGAGGGGAAUCGUCUCGGAAGGUUGGCCGCGAGUUCGAGCCGUUCACCAUCUCCGGCAGGGUGUCCCACCUCACGAAGACCAGGUCGGAGCCAUGCCACAGGACUCGUGGUGCCGCCUCCGCCGCCCGGAGGAGGCCUUUCUCGACGUUCGAGCUGCUGUCGGCAAGGGAGUCCGGCCGCUCGGGCUGCGCUGGAUUCUCUUCGGCCGACCGCGCCUACGUUGGCAGCAAACACAUCCCGGCGAAAGGGCCGUGGAGCGUCGACGACAUGGACAGCGAGGCCUACGUCUCGCAAUUUUCUGCUGAUGGGUCAUUGCUCAUUGCUGGGUUUCGGGGAAGCCGCAUCAGAAUUUACGAUGCCGAGAAAGGGUGGAAGGUUCGAAAGGAUAUAAGUUGCAGAAGUCUGCGGUGGACAGUUUCAGAUAUUGCUCUCUCACCUGACCAACGAUUCCUUGCCUAUUCAAGUUUGUCGCCUAUUGUUCACAUUGUGAAUGUGCAGAGUGCUGGAAAGGAAUCACAUGCUAAUAUUACAGAAAUUCAUGAGGGUUUGGAUUUCUUUGCUGAUGAACAUGAUGAUGAUUUAGUAGACUUUGGAAUAUUUUCUGUAAAAUUCUCAAAAGAUGGUAGAGAAAUUGUUGUCGGAAAUAAUGAAAAAUCAAUAUAUGUUUAUGAUCUUGGAGCAAAUAAAGUAUCAGUUCGCAUCCAUGCUCAUACGUCUGAUGUCAAUGCGGUCACCUUUGCUGAUGAAAGUGGUAAUGUGUUGUACUCCGGAAGUGAUGAUAGUCUCUGUAAGGUGUGGGACAGGCGUUGCCUUGUAGGGGGGAAAUCAGCAGGUGUUUUGACAGGUCAUUUAGAUGGGGUUACAUUUAUUGAUAGCCGUGGUGAUGGGCGUUAUUUCAUCUCCAAUUGCAAGGAUCAGACAAUCAAACUUUGGGAUAUCAGGAAAAUGUCCUCGGUCACAAGAGCUUGCCCACUGAGAAUGGUGGACUGGGACUAUAGAUGGAUGUCAUUCCCAGCAGAAGCCCAUCAUUUUAGGCAUCCAGAUGAUAAGUCUCUGGCCACAUACAGAGGUCAUUCAGUUCUGCGAACACUUAUCCGUUGCUACUUCUCCCCUAUGCACAGCACGGGCCAGAGGUACAUAUACACUGGAUCUAGUGACAAGUCUGUAUAUAUUUAUGAUGUGGUAACGGGGACGACUGUCGAGAGGCUCUCGUGGCACGGAUCCAUCAUCAGAGACUGUACCUGGCAUCCACACUAUCCAACGCUCGUCAGCUCAUCCUGGGAUGGCUAUCUGGCCCGGUGGGAGGCCUCGGGCGACGACGAUGACCCUUCGAUGCUUGCCUCCAAAGAGCAGAGGAGAAGUCCCUUUCAUAUGUACGGCGACCCCUUCUUGUUGUAGAGAAGUUUGGUGCUUGAGAACCUGAGAUGCAUGAUCCAAGUUGCUGUUGUCUGCAGAGAGCGUGAUCGAACUGCUGAUGCGCCUGGUGUUUGGUUUCUAGUUUGGAAAUUGCAGUUGACAUUGCAAUGUGUAUAGGGUUGGGUUCGCUGCUUGCUUGGCAGGAAUAGGAUAAGCAUUCAUGUCAUGCAACAAUGUUAGCUUGGCUCCUAGUUCCUUCGGUAGGAAAGAAAAUUGGCGAGAUGAUAGUAGUGCUGAAAUCAUGUUGUCAAAGCAGCUUGGUAAAUCUCCAUACAUCUGGGCUUGUUUAUUGCAAAAUUUAUAAUUAAUAAAGGUUGCAUACAUGGAGAUGGGAUAACA